Messenger RNA from Drosophila ananassae, 2406 nucleotides. RefSeq names its product slo-interacting protein 1 (gene Slip1). NCBI's taxonomy places the organism in Eukaryota, Metazoa, Arthropoda, Insecta, Diptera, Drosophilidae. The transcript has 6 exons. Gene Ontology annotation, molecular function: protein binding. The record is from RefSeq and is a predicted model, not a curated record. Bases 84 to 2330 code for a protein of 748 amino acids.
AUCUUCAUCAGGCGAUUCUUGGUAACACUGAUGAAAAAAUAUGUAUACAAUUACAAUAUGAUAUUAUUUAAACAUCCAGCAACAUGACCAGUGAUAAUAACAACUUAGAGUAUGAGUAUAUUGUCUUAAAGAUAAAUGGAUAUGAUAUUAGUCAUUUAUCAAGAUGUGAAGCGGUUCAAAUGUUCCUUCAGGCCAAAGAAACUAUUGUGGUUGAAAUAUGCCGUCAAACGAAUAAUGCCUUAGAAAAAAAAAAAAACAAUGAUACUUUAUCAGGAGUUGAUAAUGUUCAAAAUAUUUUACAAGCUAAGGAAUGUGAAACUGUGGAUAAAAAUUUCGUAAAUACAACUACAACUGAAUCUUCAACUAUAACCUGUUUCUCAAAGAAUUUGAAUUUUAAUCAUGAAGAAGAAGAAAGAAAUAAGCAAGUUAUUUUAACUCUCCGUGACUCCAAAAGUUCAGUUUUUCCUCCGGCUUUUGUUGCGUCCAAGGAAACCCAAACUUGUGAUUACGAUACAUCAUCGAAAGACCCUGAUUUCGAGCGAUCUAUUGCUGAUCAUUUAAUAGAACAAGAGCACAAUUUAUUUGAACAAUGUCUGGAACCAGAAAUUGAUAUCGAGGAAAUAACACUCAAUAAGCCAAUGGAUAUUGUAUCCUGUGGACAAAUGGGACUACAUGUUUGUUCCGCAGGUUUUCCAUCGCCAAGUACUUAUCACAAUAAGGACGAUUUUUUUUGCACGGAAGAUAUUUUUGAAGAUGUAUUUAUCUGUGGUAUUAAAUCAGAUAGUAUUGCCGAACAAGAUGGACGACUUCGAAAGGGUGACCAGAUACUACGCAUUAAUGGUAUAGAUGUAAGAAGAAAGGAAGAUGUAGAAACACGAAUUGCGGAAAAAAACUCAAUAGUGACGCUUCUAGUUAGCCGAAUAUUAUACGCAGAAGAUGACGGCGAUGACAUUGAGAGUAACUUUGAAUACGACAACAGUUUUCUAAGCGACGACUACAAAAAUGUUGUAGAUAAAUUGGAUAAAGUUCUACUAAGCCAAGUUAAAUAUAAAAAAACUAUAUCAAAUAAUGAAGAUUUUCACACUCCAAAAUGCUUAUGUUUAGAAACACAAAAAAAUUCUGGUGAAAAUACAAGGUUAUUUAAUGAAGAAAAUUGUAUUCCGAAUAAAAUAAACAAAACCAUAGAUCGAUCGACAAAUAAAAAUCAAGAAAAUCUUUUAUAUGACUACGAUGAAAAUGAGCAUAUUUAUGAGACCAUUCCAGAGGAUUCUGAAUCUGAACCCUUAUAUUGCUCACCAUAUCAAAGUUCAAAUUACAUGACGGCAGUGGGUUCUUGUUCACCUGCAACAAUAACGGAACCGGCCGGAAUAGAAACAGAUGCAUUGGUGACAUCAAUGCAACAUCAAACUCAACGAGUCGCCCAGUGGCUGGGUUUAAAAUCCCAAUGCCCUAAGACAACGAAAAAUCUUAGUCGACUUCCAUCAGCAAAACCAAAUCAACUUCCUGAAUGCAAUAGAAUUUUCACAUUACGCAGCACAAUCACUAGUACAAGUCGAUCCAGCAGUAGUGGAAUUGUAUAUAGCUUAAAUCGCCCAAUCAAAAUUCCUAGCGAAGAAGUGCAUAAUUCCCUUAGUGCUUUCAACGCUGAAGGUUCAAAAAAUAGCGCGAAGCCUCAUAUGAAUAUAUUGAAAGCUGAUGAAGAACCCAUUUCGAAUUCUAAACUGGAAGGGAUAGAUCCUGAAGUUGACUCUACAGUUUCGCAAAGUGAAGCUUUUGUUACUUCUCCUUUAAGUAGUAUGUUACUUUUGCCAUUUGGGAAAUCAGGACGCAUUGGGCUCUGUUCUGGCAACUUGCACACAGCUUAUAUCAGCGAAACCCCCAGAAAAGCCAGCAAUGAAGAGGACAUAAAUGUGCAUAGAUCAGAUCAACAUGUUAUACAAAUAAAGAAAGUAGAAGAAAGUCACCAUCCGCAGUUUAAUGCACCAAAUUUAAGUCGCUAUCAUUUUGUAAGUAGCCAAGAGGUUGCGAACAAAGCUCAAGGUUCUAUUCAAAGUUCAAAGAAUACUUCUGAACUAGUCAACAUAAAAGGCGGUGAUGAAUCAUCUAUGGUUUGGAAAGUUAAACGACGACCAGAUGGAUCUCGGUACAUUGUGAAACGACCGGUGCGUAAUCGCACAAUUCAAAAAAAUAUUCGGGGAAAUGAGCUACCUACUGAAGAGGAAACAAUAUCAGAAGUGAAAAUUGGUCGUUGUUGGACAAAGGAUGAACGGAAAAGGCAUAUAGAACGGGCACGAGAGCGGCGACAUCAUAAGCUGCACGAAAAACAAUAAAUGUUUUUUCCUAUAUAUCCUAAGUAAUACAUUACAUAGCUUUACUUAGAAUUAAAUAUGUAGCAUUCAUAUUUGU